This is a messenger RNA of Juglans regia (Persian walnut), 954 nucleotides long. RefSeq names its product glycine-rich cell wall structural protein-like. The transcript has a single exon. Bases 185 to 700 code for a protein of 171 amino acids. The record is from RefSeq and is a predicted model, not a curated record. NCBI's taxonomy places the organism in Eukaryota, Viridiplantae, Streptophyta, Magnoliopsida, Fagales, Juglandaceae.
UCUUGAUAUAAUAUUUUAUCGUUCAAUAAAAAUACAAAGAAGGUUUUAUUAAAAAAACAAAAUCUGGUUACAAUGCCAAACAAAUGUGAAUAAUGUGGGACAGCCGAGGGGAAAAGGCAAACCAAAAAAAAAACGUCGGGAAAACUAAAAGGACAAAGCCGCCACGAUACUCAAUCCGCUCAAAAUGAUCCGUGCCUUGUACUUCGAAUCCGAACCCGAGUCAUCACUAACCGGACCUUGUGCAGUCUCCGUCGACAAACUCCCCGGCGCCGGACUCGGAGGACUACUGCUAGAUGGAAACACUACUGGUGCCUCCCCAGGCAUCGCAGAACUUGAUGGAAUGUUCGCCGAAGCCUCAGGAGCGAUGCCACUUGCUGGAACGUCUGCCGUUUCGGGGGGGCUCGCGGGAGUGGUACUCGGAGAAGAAACCGGUGCAGGGAACCGUAUUGGAGAAGGCCCAUUUGUCGAUGGACUCUGGGUCGGAGAAACGAUGGGCUUUGGCGGACUUGCCGGAGACUUUUCCGGGGCAAUGGAAGGAGAUUUAACAGGUGAAGUCGACGGUGAUUUCGCUGGCGAAAUGGACGGAGAUUUCGCCGGUGGGUUUGAAACGGGCUCAGGACUUGUUGGAGUGUACGUAGGCGGAGAUACAGUCGGAGACUUCGAAGGCGAUGCCGGAGAAAUGGAAGGAGAAGGUGCCUGAGCAAUUGACGGAGGGGGCGACUUUGUUGGUGGCCUCGUAAGUGUUGGGUUUGGCGAAGGAGCAGGCGCAUUGUCUGCUUGUACCAGGCCGGAGCGCGAGACACACAGAACAGACAUAUAAAGUAGAAGAAGAAGCCUAUGCAUCUUUGGAAAUCGAAGCUUGAAGAGAAUGUAUAGUGCGUUAUGAAUGUGUGUGUAACUUGAAGAUUGUUUUCCGAUGAAUAAGAAAAAGGUUUCUGAGAGAUUGAGGAUUAU